Molecule: messenger RNA, 465 nt
Organism: Colletotrichum abscissum
Lineage: Eukaryota; Fungi; Ascomycota; Sordariomycetes; Glomerellales; Glomerellaceae
Exons: 6
Coding region: 1-465 (154 amino acids)
Source: RefSeq, a predicted model, not a curated record
AUGCGUCCGACGACGGAUGAUGUCGCGUAUGCGUACACGCUUCCGACUGUAUUGCGCCGUAACCCGCCAUCAUUGAAGGCCGUGUGGGAGUCUACAUCAGAGACGCUGCAGCAAGACGUUGAUGACCGCUUCGGGCAACGAUCGGCUGAUGUCGGAACGGAUGACAUCGACGCACGUGCACCGGAAGCUCGGAACUUUUCGGAAAAUCCGGUCACGUGGUCCAUCGGCGUUAAGGGGCUUUGGGAAAGCGACGACGGGCCGCUCGGCCAAACCAUCCCGCAAAAAUACACCACGCAGAGCAGCUGCGACACGACGUUCAAUGUUGCCUCCAACGUGGACACUGACGGCCACGGUUCCGAAGCGAAGCUGUUCCACCUGACGUGCCCGGCAGAGAGAGAGGACAAGAGAUUUCACACCUUCAAAGUAAGGCCGGACAGGUUCCACGUGCUGCUUAUCAGAGAGUGA